AUGACCGACACUGAGAUCCAACAAGGAGAUAAGGUCUCAUGGAACUGGGGCUCCGGACAGCCCGGUGGCACCGCUGCCGAGGUCAAGGACCAAGGCGAGAUUGCCAUUGAAUCCAAGAAGGGCAACACUAUCAAGAAGAACGCCUCGCCCGACAACCCCGCUGUGCACGUCGAGCGCUCUGGCAACGACGUCGUGAAGCGCGCUUCCGAACUCCAGAUCGACGAAAAGGCCGACGGCGCUAACGGCGACUCCAAAGAAGAGGACAAGUCGGCAGAGUCAGAGAAGAAGGAUGACGACAAGUCGGCUGACUCAGAUAAGAAGGAGGACGAGAAGACCUCCGAAGCCGAGAAGAAGGACGAGGAGAUGAAGGACGCGCCUGACAGUGAGGAGAAGAAGGAAGAAGCGCAAACCAACGGCGAGUCCAAGGCUGAAGAGGCCAAGGAGGAUUCGAAGGAAGAGGCCAAGGACGACGCGACAGAAGACAAGUCUGACGAAAAGGACGAGGAACCCCAGGCCGGCGACAAGCGCAAGGCCGACGAGGUAGCCGCGGAUAAGACCAACGGCGCCGACGCUGACGCCGAUGAGAAGCCCGCCGAGAAGAAGGCAAAGACCGACGAGGCUGACGACGAUGAAGCCGAGGACAAGGAAGAAGCCGAGACAAAGCCUACCCCCAAGAAGGGCGGCCGCGCCAAGAAGGAGAAGAAGGAACCCGCAAAGAAGAAGGCGCCCAAGAAGGCUGCCACCGCCGACGGCACACCACGCCGCAGCGGCAGGACCACUAAGAACACCGCAUCAAUGGCGGAAGACUAG
This is a messenger RNA of Alternaria triticimaculans, 810 nucleotides long. RefSeq lists its product as uncharacterized. The record is from RefSeq and is a predicted model, not a curated record. Lineage: Eukaryota; Fungi; Ascomycota; Dothideomycetes; Pleosporales; Pleosporaceae. The coding region runs from base 1 to 810 and encodes 269 amino acids. The transcript has 2 exons.